Silurus meridionalis is the source of this 2595-nucleotide messenger RNA. It is a transcript of the gene ebf3a, whose product is annotated as EBF transcription factor 3a. Gene Ontology annotation, biological process: regulation of transcription by RNA polymerase II. The record is from RefSeq and is a predicted model, not a curated record. Bases 668 to 2461 code for a protein of 597 amino acids. The transcript is spliced from 16 exons. NCBI's taxonomy places the organism in Eukaryota, Metazoa, Chordata, Actinopteri, Siluriformes, Siluridae. Gene Ontology annotation, molecular function: RNA polymerase II cis-regulatory region sequence-specific DNA binding; DNA-binding transcription factor activity, RNA polymerase II-specific.
UCCUAGGGGAUAGAGGGCUGAGUUUUGUACGCUUCCAUCCAUUCCGAGAGACGCUAAAGGCCCCCCUCAUCAAGCUCUCUCCCGCGUCCGGGAACACCUCCGCGCUAAAUCAUAGUUUUUUUUCCCGUUUAUUUGUCUUUUGGAGCUGGAGCGUCUUGCCAGAAAGUGGUCGAUUCAGCAGUGUCCUGAAGCUUUUUUUUUGGUCCUGUAGGGAUGAUGACACGAGCCUGAGAGCAUCAUCACAGCGCAAAGUUACAAGACAUGUUGAACUGAUUUUUUUGGUUUUUAAAGAAAGAAAAGAAAGAAGAAGAAGAAAAAAAAAACCUCACCGACAUCCAGGUAUUUCGGCGACUCCUCCAACGGGAACUCGAUCCAAACAAGCCGCAGAGAGAAAGAGAGAGAGAGAGAUCUCGACAGAGAAUCCUCCACUCACUAAAAUCGUCCAUGUCGUGCCAACGCAGGACGCGCUGAACAACGAAGGAGCCGAUACUUGGUGUGAACUGUUUCUUUCUUUUCUUUUUUUCCCUUCAACAAAUCACGACCAAACUCUCGCAGAGAUCCGAGUGCGCCUCGUUUAUUUGGAGAAACGACGCGUCCCUUUUUUUUCCCUCCCCGAUUUUCGCUUUGACCUCGUCGGCUGGAGCUGGUUUGCACGCACGCCGCUUUAAUGUUUGGGAUUCAGGAGAAUAUACCGAGAGGGGGGACCACUAUGAAAGAGGAGCCGCUGGGCAGCGGCAUGAACCCCGUCCGAUCAUGGAUGCACACGGCCGGGGUGGUGGAUGCUAACACAGCCGCCCAAAGCGGAGUGGGUCUAGCGCGGGCGCAUUACGAGAAGCAGCCGCCGUCCAAUCUGAGGAAGUCCAAUUUUUUCCACUUCGUCUUGGCUCUGUACGACAGACAGGGUCAACCCGUGGAGAUCGAAAGGACAGCUUUUGUGGACUUUGUGGAGAAGGAGAAAGAACCAAACAGCGAAAAAACUAACAAUGGGAUACAUUACAAACUACAGCUUUUAUACAGCAACGGCGUCAGAACAGAACAGGAUCUUUAUGUACGGUUAAUCGAUUCCAUGACAAAACAGGCGAUUAUUUAUGAAGGCCAAGAUAAAAAUCCAGAAAUGUGCCGAGUUCUUCUCACACACGAAAUUAUGUGCAGCCGGUGUUGUGACAAGAAAAGUUGUGGAAACAGAAACGAAACCCCUUCAGACCCUGUGAUCAUCGACAGAUUCUUUUUGAAAUUCUUCCUCAAGUGCAAUCAGAACUGCCUGAAGAAUGCAGGCAACCCACGAGACAUGCGCAGGUUCCAGGUCGUUAUAUCGACGACAGUUAACGUGGACGGUCAUGUGUUGGCCGUCUCGGACAACAUGUUCGUCCAUAACAACUCCAAACAUGGGCGCCGUGCUCGGCGCCUUGACCCCUCUGAAGGUACGGCCCCUCCUUAUCUGGAGAAUGCAGCUACCCCGUGCAUAAAGGCCAUUAGCCCCAGUGAAGGCUGGACCACCGGCGGAGCCACGGUCAUACUCAUCGGUGACAACUUCUUCGACGGCCUGCAGGUCGUGUUCGGCACCAUGCUAGUAUGGAGCGAGUUGAUAACGCCCCACGCUAUCCGAGUCCAGACUCCUCCCAGACACAUCCCCGGGGUCGUGGAGGUCACCCUGUCCUACAAGUCUAAGCAGUUCUGCAAAGGUGCACCCGGACGAUUCGUCUACACCGCUUUGAACGAGCCAACUAUUGACUACGGCUUCCAGAGACUGCAGAAGGUCAUCCCCAGACAUCCAGGUGACCCUGAAAGGUUGCCAAAGGAGGUUCUACUAAAGAGAGCAGCUGACCUUGUGGAAGCUCUGUACGGCAUGCCCCACAACAACCAGGAGAUCAUACUGAAGCGGGCGGCAGACAUCGCAGAAGCUCUCUACAGCGUACCACGCAACCACAACCAGAUCCCGUCUCUCGCUAACACCGCGUCCCACGGUGGCAUGAUGGGUGUCAACUCUUUUGGUAGCCAGUUGGCCGUCAAUGUCUCUGAGACUUCACAGGUUGGCUACAGCCGUAAUACGAGCAGCGUGUCACCUCGCGGCUACGUGCCCAGCAGCACUCCACAGCAGUCCAACUACAACACCGCCAGCAACAGCAUGAACGGCUAUGGAAACGCUGGCAUGCCCAACCUGGGCGUCCCGAGCUCGCCUGGAUUCCUCAAUGGCUCUUCCGCCAACUCACCCUACGGCAGUAAGUAUCAAGUAGUUCCUUCGAGCCCUACCAUGGCAGCCUCUUCGGUCAGCCUCUCUUCAAACUGUAGCAGUACACACGGCAUUUUCUCAUUCUCACCUGCCAAUGUCAUCUCUGCAGUGAAACAAAAGAGCGCCUUUGCCCCCGUUGUCAGGCCCCAAGCAUCUCCACCUCCUUCUUGCACCAGUGCAAAUGGCAAUGGACUUCAAGCUAUGUCCGGACUGGUGGUCCCUCCCAUGUAAAUUGCACUUCCACCUCUUGUAAAGCAGCAGCAUCUGUGCAGUGAGCCUCGGGGGGGUAGAUCACGGAACGUUCCGCUGAAACGAUCGGCAUCCGUCAUGAAGUUAUCCAACAACUACGUCUAAUUCCGAGAAAG